Molecule: messenger RNA, 3052 nt
Organism: Girardinichthys multiradiatus
Lineage: Eukaryota; Metazoa; Chordata; Actinopteri; Cyprinodontiformes; Goodeidae
Product: membrane-spanning 4-domains subfamily A member 15-like
Exons: 7
Coding region: 163-765 (200 amino acids)
Cellular component (GO): membrane
Source: RefSeq, a predicted model, not a curated record
UCAUGUGUUCUUGUGGCUCCACUCCUCUUUUGUUACUGUACUCGAUCCCAGGAUAGGAAUCUUCGGCUAUGAGCUCCAGAGCUACAAGCGACUCUUUAGCUUCUCUAGAGAGGCUUUAAAAAAAAUUGAUAUAGAUUGACAUAAAACAAGACUGGUCCAUAGAUGGCUGUUGAACUCCAUACUGUGAGUGAACCAGAUGGGAAUAAUGAAACCACUCAGGUUGCCACAAUGGGAGGCAAUAAACCUUUACACCGCUUCUUGAGGUGUCAACCCAAGAUCAUUGGGACUGUCGUACUGAUCAUUGGGGCAUCCUCGUUGAUUAUUGCCAUUGCCAUCACGUCAGACCCUCUACACAUAAUGUACAACACCCCUCAAGAGAUUUUCCUGGGAUCACUGUUCACCAUAUGUGGGAUUUUGUAUAUUGUGACAGAGCGCAACCCCACUAAGAAAACUGUAACCAUAUCGUUAGCUCUCAGCAUUGUGUCCAUACUUGCUGGUUUUUGGACUACUUUCAUCAUGCUGGUUAACGUCCAAAUGUAUAAAUUCGAUGUCGAAAGCAGCAACAAUACGUACAUUGAAAUGCUAUGGACAUCACGUGCAGACGUAAUGGGUCUGAUCAUCGAGGCAAUCUUUAUAUUUUACAUCUUUGUUGGUAUAAUCACCUUGAUCAUCACGUCAGUGCUAGCAGGGACUGCCCUCCGUUCAACAAAAACCGAGGCCAUUGUUGUGUUGACGGCAACGACAACUGAAACACCAGUUGAAUGAAAAGUGCAAGAGGAAGGGUCUGAAGUAUUGGAAAUCAAGCCGCAAGUUGAGACGUUGGUGUCUAUCUUAUUAUAUGUCUAAACAUUGCCCACCUCUGAAAUGUUGUAGUUGAGUACCAUGCAAGAUAAAUAAUCCAACUAAUGUGUGGUAUGAACAGUCAUGUGUCACCAUGUAACUGCCAGAAAUUAUAUUUGUCACCAGUGUUAUAAAAAUAAAAACACUAUACCAUACACACAGCAGAGGUAGCAAACUGCUACCUUUAGUGGUAGACUGGAGUCAACCUUUCUCCUCAUCUUAUUUGGACGUCAUCUGAUCCAGCCAAACUAAUGAUUGCAACAGUCAGUGGCAGACUUAGCUAUUUUGGGGCCCCAGGUGAACCUUUGUAAAGGGGCCCUCCUUCAAGUCCGUUGUAAUGUAACAGUACACCCUGAGAGUGAAAUAUUCUGUAGAGUUGCCACAAUUUUCAUACUGGAAUACUGUGAACCAGGCAGUAGCAAAUUGUUACUUUAAUAAGACACAACUACUCAUAAAACACUUAGGAAAAACCUUUGUUUUAUUAUUAUCAUAAAACUUAACACCACUAACUGUACAAACUAACGAUAGGGCAUAGGUAAACAAUAUAGUAAAAAUAUGUUAGAAUGUAAAUUAACAGAUUUGCAUAACUUUGUAUCACAAUUAUUUUAGUCAUAUUGCUAACUCUUAUGACACGGCAUAGUUGUUAGAACACUGUAGAAAAGUCAGUGUGUUUGAGAGAAUUGGUACUUGGAGGCAGAUGCUAACUGUGGCCCAUAGCCUGUGUGGGCAUGUAACCGAACUGGAUGAAGGCUGUCCAGGCAAGAGAGACAAUUGUAUAGGCUAUAAAAAGACAACAAUAGAAAGUUGUUUUGGAUGUAAAACUUAUUACAUUUUUUGUAUUUUCAAUUGACAUUAUUAUUUACAUAACAUAAAACUGAAGAGAGAGGGAAUAAAAUAAGUGGAACUGCUAUUAUGAAAUGUUCCUAAAUGUAAAAAUUAAAAUUAAAGUCAGACAAUAUGAUAAGAGUCAUGUAAACUCAUCUAUUUGUCCAAUGAUGGGAGGAACAUGAAUUAACACAGAAUUUCUGUAGAAAAUAAUUUCUAAACCUUUUAAACCCAUCCUUGUGACUGUACUGUAACAACCAUCAAUCAUACCUCAUCGUGUGAAUCCUCUUCCUUGUCCUGUUGUUCCUCGGCACUCACUUGUUCUUCCUUCAUCCAGUCCAGGUUUGUGUCCACACUUAAAAUGGACCAAUGCUCAGCAGCAUUUUUGUCAGCCGAAGCUACUGUAUGAAGUUUCAGUUUUUUCAUGGUUUUUCAGUUUUUCCGCUCCACUUUGACAAAUCCGCUUCGUCUUUCUCCUGUCUGAUACCACCUCAUGCUCAAGCAGACUGCACUUCCAAGAUUUUUUUAUGUGAUGAAAACUGAAUAGGCCAUUUUAGUAUGUCACGUUUUCUGUUAUUGUUUUGAUUGUAAAUUAUAAUCAUGUUAUCUCAAAGAUGCGUUAUGAAUACAUGGGUAUUGUCGUGGGGUUGGGUAAUCAGCGGGGCCCCUUACUGGUUGGGGUCCUGAGGCAGUGGCUUACCUUUGCCUGUAUGGUAGGUCUGUGCCUGGCAACGGUCAAAAUGUUUGGGCAAUGCCAGAACUCCAUACAGGAUAAACAAGAAUCAGAAAAAUUAAUAGUGCUCCUGUUUCCAGAUGGUUAAAGCUUAAUCUGUAAUUUACAAAUACUUGUUUUGUGCCUAGUUUUUAUUUGUGGUUUUUGCUCUCCUGUUUUAGUUACCAUAUUUGUUUUAAGAUUUUAUACCAUAUCUAUAAAAAUGCUCAAUCAACUAAACUGUUUUGGAAAAGAAAAGACAGUAUGUUCUUAUGUAUUUUACAUCCUGUUCUCUUCAAAAACCCCAAAUUAUAACUUGAUGCUUUCAGAAGUCACAAAAGAAGUUUGGGGAAUACCAUCUGUAUGCAGUGUAACCAUAACAUUGUUUUAGUAUGUGUAAAAAAAUAUAUAUGAAUGAAAUUUAAAGCAAAAAGAACUAUAAAUGGAGCACAUCUAAGAUACAUUUUAGGUUGAAUGAAUGAGUACUGUUUUGUACCAAUAAAGUCUUGAGAAAUACUUGUGUUAGCUUUCAAUGGACCUUAAACUUGAUGUUUAGCUCAGAAGUGGACAAGUUUAAGCAUGACUGUUUACGCUUAAUAUUAAAAUACAAACUGCAUAUUCAGGUAUUUGCAACCUGAUGCUUGAUGUGCUAAAUAAACACAUUGCCAUGUCAAA